AAUAAAUCGAUUCACGUUUGCGUUCAAAGCAACGCAAGGACCCAUUGAGUGCCCGGUGCCCUUCUCGAAUGCGGGGCUACCCCUGAUGACGGGUUUGAACCUCGCGGAGACAGAACAUAUCGUCUGGUCGAGCCGUACUGUACAUCGGCUCGCUUUUAAAAACCUGCGGUGUACGAUGUAUCAAUUCCGGUAAAACGCACCCGCCCACACGAGACUUGCCUUCACCACAGACAAAGGUCGAAGACCCGUGCGAACCAGACAUGUCGACAUUUGAAGUUUAGAAAAAAAAAAUCAAGUGUAAGCCAAUUCAUCAAGCUUUUGUACUGAAGAACCGCAAAUAGGAUACGCUUGUGCGUACCGAAACGAUCUGAUAAAAGCGUUGCGCACAUAGGAUAAGAUAGCAUUAGAGUGAAGUGAAACCAGUGCCCGAACCUCUUGUUAAUGAGCUGUAGAAUCGCACGCUCUUGAAGUAGAGACCUCUAGAGGCAAAGAAGAUGUUAAGGAGACAAUCUAUGCGAGCUGUGUGCACGUCUUCGCCCUUGUGACGUAGGCACGUGCCCUUUACCCGGAUUCCCUCGCGCUGGGACGGUAAACACUAGCUAACACCAACCGUUACAAUCAGACGCUUCUGUCUAAACCGUGAUUGUGGAAACUUGCAAAUACACAGUUACGUUAUUGAGAAGAGUGAAUAGAAGAGUGUCCAAACUGGAUAAGCACAGUCAAACGUGUCGUUUCAGGAUUAUUCAAAGGAAAGGCCACGCUUAGCACCUGUGGUGGGUUUGCCAAACUAUUACAAGCUCACGCAAAGGUUUCAGGCUAUAAAAGCUUAGAAUCUCUACGCAAAAGCGAAAGGACGAUUGCGCCAACUGAUCGAGUCUCUAAGGUGCAGUGUCAUCGAUUCCCCGGGUGAUAAUCAGCAAGGCAGCGCUUGAUUGACAGCUUUUGGUGGCUCUGUGGGCGUUCCCAAGUGACCCCAGUGUCGCUACUCUUGAGCCGCCGUCAUUCUGGUCAGAUUGCGAUACAAACCUUAUGUACAGGGCUCCCACCAGCGCACAACGAUGAAGCUGGUCUACACCGCUCUACUAGCGCUCAUCUCGUCCGCAGCGUCCGCAUACACCGCCACACCACACAGGCACGUUCACAAGUCCUCAAGAUGGGACAAGGCUUAUACUGACUACAGAGAAGUCACUCCUGUGCGAGUUAACGAGACGGGAGAUGCAUUUCCAAGCAGCCAGCAAUUUUUAUCGUAUAGUAGCAGCGUGCGGGACAGUGGACCUUUGUAUUAUAACUUGACAGUCUAUGGAAGAACUUUGAGGCUUCGGUUGCUCCGGGAUCAUUCGGGUUUUGUGUCACCGGGUCUUGUUGUAGAACAUGUGUUUAGUGCGGGACACAAAUUACCACUGGACUCCGGGUUAGCUCAUUGUUUUUAUACAGGAUCCAUACAAGGAGACUCUUUAUCCAGCGCGAUUCUUAGCGUUUGUCACGGGCUGAGAGGUACGUUUUUUACGGGAGGGCAAGAGUAUUUUAUUGAGCCCAGAGAGCAGGAAAGGCUCGUCAGCCGGCAACAUCCACGACGAAUUCACAUAGUGUAUCGUAGUUUGCCAGAUCACAUUAACUCGACCGCCGGCGCCACCUGUGGCCUUAAAGAUACUUAUCAUCCACUGAAUACCUCACACCCCCACGCAGACUCGCCACCUGCACCAUCUCGCGCGAACACGCGAGGGAAGGCACGAGGUCGGGGCAAGAGGUAUAUAGAGGCAGGUUAUGUGGAGACCAUGGUUACUGCUGAUAAGUCCAUGGUGGACGCAUUUCCGAGCAAGGCGGAGCUACAGAGCUUUAUCAUUACUAUCAUGGGAAUGGUUGCGCGCAUCUACCGGGACAAGACAAUCGGGAAUUCCAUCAACAUCGUGCUUGUCAAGAUUAUCAUACUGGAGAUAGACCUUCCGGAGCUGGAAAUCACGUCGAACGCUGCCAGCUCGUUGCGAAGCUUCUGCAAAUGGCAAACAAAGAUGAACAAACCGUCUGACGAAGAACCCGGGCACUUCGAUACGGCAAUCCUUCUUACCAGAACAGAUAUCUGUCGUGCAGCUGGCAAAUGCGACACUCUAGGUCUUGCAGAGCUCGGCACGGUCUGCAACCCGUCUCGCAGCUGCUCCAUCGUGGAGGUUACAGGGCUCAGUAGUGCCUUUACCAUCGCGCACGAGCUCGCUCACGUGUUCAAUGUCCCUCAUGAUGGCGACCAUAACAUGUGCGACGAGAAGAGCGGGAACUACAACCUGAUGGCGCCAUCUCUCAGCUUUAACACCAAGCCAUGGAUGUGGUCUACGUGCUCUCGUGACGCCAUCAGACUGUUCUUCGAUUUAGGGUACGGCAAGUGUCUGGAAGACAAGCCUGAUGAACGGCAGGAAACGCAGUUCGACUUUGAGCUCCCGGGAGAGAAGUACAGCGCAAACGACCAGUGUCAACUCAUCUUUGGAUCACAGUCACGGCUCUGUCCUUUCUUGUUCGAGGAUCCGUGCAUGCGACUAUGGUGCGUCAAGAACCUUGGCAAGAGGCGAGGCUGCCAGACCCAUCACAUGCCAUGGGCGGACGGUACUCCAUGUGGGAACCACAAGUGGUGCAUUCGUGGAAAGUGUGUCAAGAAUCGUCGUAUGAAGAUCGUAGAUGGGCAGUGGGGGAACUGGGCCGCGUUUGGCGCUUGCAGUAGGACAUGCGGAGGUGGCAUUCAGUUCGCCAAGCGAGAGUGCAACAACCCUGAACCUGAAAACGGAGGGUUGUACUGCCAAGGAGCGCGCAAAAGAUUUAGAUCCUGUAACUCUGAGGAGUGUCCGCCAGGCAGCAAGGACUUCAGAGCGCUUCAGUGUGCGCAGCUGAACAACAAGCCGGUUCGAAUAAGCGGUGUGGCAAAAACGGUGAAUUGGCUGCCGAAGUAUCAGGGCGUUCGUGAGGAGGAUAGAUGUAAGCUUUACUGUCAGGUGGAGUCGAAAAGGAUUCAUUUCAAAAUGAGUGAUAAAGUCAUCGACGGAACACCGUGCCAACAGUUUUCUUCUGAUGUUUGUGUCGACGGCAAGUGUAUCAGUGCGGGAUGUGAUCGUAUCGUGGGAUCGCAGGCGAAGUAUGACGUCUGUCGCGUUUGUAAUGGUGAUAAUACCACGUGCAAGAAGCACAAAGGCACUUAUAGAAAGAUAGCCUAUGGAUACAACCCUGUUUACAAAAUCCCAGCCGGCUCUACCAAUGUCGUAAUUAUUGAGUAUGGAAGCAGAGAUGCAGAUAACUUCUUGGCCCUAAAGCAAGUUGGCCCUACCGCUAGAUAUUUAAUAAACGGCGGCUCGGUUGUCAGCUUGGGAGAGAGAACCUACCAAAUAGAAGGCGCAUCAAUUUAUUACUCUGGUUCAGACAAAGCAGAAGAAAUGAUUAAGAUUACUGGCAAGACUCAAGAGGAUCUGCUUCUUGAGGUGCUGUCUGUUGGAAAAUUGACGCCGCCAAACGUCCAUUAUUCGCUGAAUGUUCCUUUCAUCGGGCCACACAAGUUCAAGUGGAUUAUAAAGCGCUGGACACCUUGUAAUCGCCUAUGCCAAGGUAGAAGGAGACGAAAGGUCAGAUGCGCCCGCGUGAGCGAUAAACGUCUUGUAAAAAGUAGUCGAUGCAAGCACUUGCCUCGGCCAGCUUCGCCAAGCGAGAAGUGUAACACAGACUGCGAGCUGAGGUGGCGCACGGAGCGAGAAGAUAAAUGCUCAGCACACUGCGGACCCGGCAAACAGAAACAGAAGUCGGACUGCAUGCGGGUGACAGGCAAUAAAUGGCAACUGGUGAAUGUCAAGUAUUGUAAGCACUUGGAGCGACCACUAGCCGUGGUGCCUUGUGAGGGCAAAUGCGAAAACACUAGAUGGGUUUACACGCGCUGGUCACAGUGUUCGAGAACGUGUGGCUCAGGAAUCAAGACUCGGCGAGCGAACUGUGUCGAUCACAAGGGCGACUUCCUGCCAGACGCAGACUGCAGACCAUCUGAUCGCUUGCUCCUACAGCAAGUGUGUGAGGCCGAGUGCCCGAAAUGGCGCGCAGCGGACUGGGAACAGUGCUCUGCGUCUUGUGGGAGUGGCAUGCAGUCUCGCGUCGUGCAAUGCAGUGUCGGAUCUGUAAUACAUCCCGACUCAGCGUGCCCGCGAGCAGCUAAACCCACUGGAACUCAGCGGUGCAACCAGCAACCGUGUCCGGCUUGGGAGACUAGGAACUGGUCAGGGUGCUCGGUGAGCUGCGGUGUUGGCGAGAAGACUCGAUCAGUCACGUGUCGUUACAAUGGUACCAGCAUAUCGCCAACGAGAUGCGAUAGGGCGCUAAGGCCCAGCCUUACUGAGAGAUGUACUCAGCCACCAUGCCCGACCCAGGCUUUUAUUUACCCUGAGACGAAGUGGAAAGCGGGGCCUUGGUCCCAGUGCUCUCAGUCGUGCGGUGAUCAGGGGAGGCGAAUGCGUCGGGUGACAUGCGCAGACAGUCGCGGUGUUGCAGUGGCGGAGAGGUUGUGCGACGCUCCCAAUCGUCCAGCUACGUACGAGAGAUGUAACGUCAAGCCAUGUACGUCGUGGAAACACGGGGCGUGGGGCCUUUGCUCAAAAUCUUGCGGUAAGGGUGUCCAGUCUCGCAUUGUCAAGUGUGCAUACGAGAACUGGAAGAUUGCAAAAGAUUCUCAAUGUGACCCUUUCAAGCGGCCUCCGGAGCAGCGAGAAUGUGAGCUUCAAAAGUGUGAAGGGCUCGCGUUGCACGUCAACAAACAGGCGACUGUAUUACCGACCGAUCCUUACCGGCCACUGACCCCAGCCCACCAACCAACCUGGAGGACAAGCGCUUGGGGAGCAUGUUCCGUUACAUGUGGUAAAGGAAUUCGGCGUCGCCCAGUCACGUGUACUCGCAACGGACGAACCAGCAAUGCAUGCGUGCAAGACUCCAGGCCCGCUGACACCGAGGUGUGCACCAAUGCUGCUUGCCCGACUUGGAUCAUGGGGUCGUGGAGUGAGUGUUCGGUGACUUGUGGAUUCGGUUACAAAAGGCGGGAGGUCUACUGCAGUAGGAACAACUGCGAUACAGCUAGAAAGCCUACUCAGCUGCUUAAGUGCGAGCUACCUGUGUGCCCGCAGUGGAAUGCAGGGGAUUGGGGACAGUGUUCUCUGACCUGCGGUGGGGGUGUACAGACCAGAAGAAUCGACUGCAGCUCUUCCCUAACCAAGUGCGACCACCGCAAGAAGCCAGUCGAAAGUCGGCGCUGUAAUACAGAGGCGUGCCCUGCCACGUGGCGCGAGGGACCUUGGAGUAAGUGUUCUGUUACAUGUGGCGAGGGAAUCCAGUUACACACUGUUGUUUGUAGCACCGGGAACCAAAGUCAGUGCAAAAAGCCAAAACCUUCAGAGGCUAGGAAGUGCCAACUACCAGCCUGUCCUGAAUGGACCGUGGGAAAGUGGAGCGAGUGCUCUCGUACAUGCGGUGGUGGUAUUAGCGCAAGGACAGUCACGUGCAGCUCACGUGAUCAACCUUGCUAUCGAAUGAGUAAACCACCCACGACAAGGAUAUGUAACUCACAGGACUGUCCAAGAUGGAAUGCUGGACAGUGGAGCCAGUGCUCCGUGACAUGUGGUCGAGGAAACAUCAGAAGACUUGUCGAGUGUGUGCCGGCCGGAAGCAACUGCGAGGCGAGAUACAGGCCUUCUGACUCUCGUCCGUGCCUCAUGCAGCCAUGCGCAGAGUGGAAUGUUGGAGCCUGGAGUCAGUGCUCUGUUAGCUGUGGUAGAGGCCAAAGAAGAAGGAAUGUCUAUUGUUUGCCCGAGGGAGGGAAUUGCGAUCUAAGAGUCAAGCCAUCAGAAAUACAACCCUGCGCGAAAAAGGCGUGCCCAGAAUGGACUGUUGGACGCUGGAGCGAGUGCUCAGUGACAUGUGGCUCUGGCAAAGCGUCCAGGCAAGUCUUGUGUGAGCCUGCUGGCAGCCAAUGUGACAAUGCCACGCGGCCAGCCAGCGUGCGAGUAUGCGCACUGGGAGAAUGCCCCACCUGGAAGUCCGGCCCUUGGGAAAAGUGCUCCAAGACUUGUGGUGUCGGGUUCCAGGCUCGCUCGGUUUACUGCACGGCUUCCAGUGUGGAUAAAUGCGAUGAGAAAAAGCCAUCCUCUCGACGCCAGUGCAAUAUUCGCCCCUGUCCACGGUGGAUAAGUGAACAAUGGAGUCAGUGUUCCGUCAGUUGCGGACGUGGUGUCCAGUCCCGCGCCGUCAAGUGCAGUACAGAUGAGCUAGAGUGUGAUGCGGAGACCAAGCCCAACAGUAGACAGCCCUGUGGAAAGGUGGAAUGUCCUACGUGGACCGCUGGACCAUGGAGAAAGUGUUCUGUGAGCUGUGGUGAGGGUGUUCAGCGUCGAUUGGUCCAAUGCCAAUCCCAGCAUCGCAAGCACUGUGACCGACGCACCCGACCCAGUGAUGUCAGACGAUGUAGCGCCGGGACGUGUCCAGUCUGGGUCCCAGGCUCUUGGAGUGAGUGCUCUGUCACUUGUGGUGAAGGAACGCGCAAGCGGACAGUGGAUUGUAACAGCGGUGAGAAGAAUUGCGACAUGCGCAGCAGGCCGAUUGAAAGGGAGAGAUGCAACAUGGGAGGUUGUCCCACAUGGGAAGCUGGCCGCUGGAGCAUUUGUUCCGUGACGUGUGGUGACGGGGUACAGACGCGUGAUGUGACAUGUAGCACGCGUGACGACAGAUGUAACGCCAAGUCUAUGCCACAGCGUCAAAGGAAAUGUAAUCUUGGGGCGUGUCCCGUGUGGAGAGUGGGGCCGUGGGAAAAGUGCUCUGUAACCUGUGGCGAGGGUGUCGUCAGACGUGUGGUCACGUGCAGUGCCGGAGGCAAUCGUUGUCAGGACGACACUAAACCGGAAGUAGUCAAGCUGUGCGAGCUCCCUGACUGUCCAAGCUGGCUCUCGCAAGAAUGGGGCGAGUGCUCUGUAAGCUGCGGGGGAGGGACAAAAACAAGGGCAGUCACGUGUUCUCCUAGUCCUGAUGCAUGUGGUGCGCUCAGAAAACCACCGUCGAGCAUGCGCUGUAACGGGCAAAGGUGUCCCACAUGGACCGUGGGGCCUUGGGAAGAGUGCUCCGUGACGUGCGGCGUGGGCUUGCAGUCUCGUCCGGUGAGAUGUGACACUCAGCGGAAACCGUGUGACCCGGACAAUAAACCGGACAGCACGCAGCAGUGCAAUCGAUCGGCCUGUCCGGAGUGGGCCGCUGGGCCUUGGGAACAGUGUUCCGUCACUUGUGGCGCUGGUGUCAAACGGAGAACAGUCACCUGCACUUCAGACAACAUUACCUGUAACGAGUCACAAAAACCGCCACACGUAGCCAGGUGCGAAAAGGGGGAAUGUCCUAGGUGGACUGCUGGAGCGUGGAGUGAGUGCUCCUCGACAUGUGGCAGUGGGGUACGAACGCGCUUCGUGUCCUGCAAGCCGCGGGAUGGAACUUGUAAUCCAGAGGAUAAGCCGGACGCAUACAAGGAAUGCGACGUUAUGGAAUGCCCCACAUGGAGUGUAGGCCAAUGGAGCUCCUGCUCGGUCACGUGUGGUGUCGGGCGCAGGCUUCGUUCGGUCGUGUGCUCCAUUCACGGAAAGUGCGAUAAGCAGCGGCAGCCCUCGUCGUCCACCCUGUGUAACAUGGGACCGUGCGCGACAUGGCAGACUGGGACUUGGAGUCAGUGCUCAGUAACCUGCGGUAAAGGGACCCAGGUACGAACUGUCACCUGCUCCGAUAAAGACACAAGCGCAUGCGACCUGCGCACGAAACCACAGUCCAGUACCGUGUGCGGCACCAGUCAAGAAUGCCCUAAAUGGAUUAUUGGCAACUGGAGUCAGUGUUCGCGUACGUGCGGAAUCGGCAUCACGAGCCGUGAGGUACAGUGCAUUCUUGGAAACAAUUCCCUCCCUUACGCCUCGUGUGACAGCAACAGUCGUCCCGUCAUCAGAAGAGUGUGCCAGCUGAUCGAGUGUGUGCAUGGCGCCAAGUGGCGAGCGGGAAACUGGGGCGAGUGUUCCUCACGAUGCUCGUCUGGCAUCAAGACGCGCAGAACCUGGUGCACAGCAAGCAACGGGACUCAGAUACAAGACAAGUACUGCAGUCAACCUAGGCGACCCCGAGACCAGCGAGAAUGCAACCGUCAUCGGCAGUGUGGGGACUGGGAGACCGGGGCAUGGAGUGAGUGCUCCAAGUCAUGUGGCGACGGGGUCAAGACGCGCGAAUUGCGCUGUCUCUACAAUAUCGAGUACGCGAAUGAAGAGAAUUGUGAAGAGUCCACCAGACCUAUCGCCGAACUUCCAUGCCGCAAGCAGGCGUGCCCUCUCUAUAGCGACAUGUUUCAAUGGAGGACUACCUCGUGGACUAAGUGUUCGCGGACGUGCGGGUUCGGCAGCAAGUCCCGUUAUGUGACCUGUGUCGACAAGCAAGGACAACCUGUCCCCAAGUCAAACUGUGAUGGUCGACCCAAGCCUCACGCGUAUCUACCCUGCUUCGAAGUCAAGUGCCCGCCCAAGUGGAAAGUGGGCGACUGGUCUGAGUGUUCGAGAACGUGCGGUGACGGCGGUUACCAGAUAAGACCGGUCACGUGUGAAGGCGUGCCCGGUGUAGAUGAGUGCAACAAGAGAAAUAAGCCGCCGAUCUGGCGCCCGUGUCAUCUGGGGCCCUGCAGCGGCGAGUUCAAGUGGAGAGUCGGCUCCUGGUCGGAGUGUUCGGUGACCUGUGGUACCGGACAGAUGAAGAGAGCCGUCCGGUGUCUAAAUGCCAGGAACGAGCUGAUGCCGGACGCGCACUGCAGACAGCCCGCGCUGAAACCAGACGAAGCACGGCCAUGUACCAUGCCACCAUGUACCCCACGGACCUGUCGAGAAAUACAGUUGACCAGUGGAUUGCAGGCGGAUGGAGAGCACGUGCUGCAAGUCCAGGGGAAAUUGCUCAAAAUUUAUUGUCACGGAAUGACUACGGAUGAUCCCAAAGAGUACAUCUCUCUCAAGACCGGAUCCAAGGACAACUUUGCAGAGGUGUACACUAAAAAACUACUGGAUCCUAAUCAGUGCCCGAGUAAUGGCAAACACGUCGACAGCUGCGCAUGCUACUCCCAGGAUUAUAUUGAUUCCGGAUCAUCGUACUUCACUAAAUUAAGGAUAGAUAUUGUCAAGAUGAAAAUAAUACCCGAUGAUUUCCAAUUCGCGUCGACACGUGGUCUCAAACCGCCCCCUUACGCCACCGCUGGGGAUUGCUAUAGCCGAAAACGAUGUCCACAGGGCCGUUUUAGUAUAAAUCUAGAAGGAACAGGGAUAGAGCUCUCACCCGAUGUUCGGUGGAGAUCAACUGGCCGAUCAUUUACGCAAUUAAUCUACAGAUACCCCGAGGGCAAGCGAGUUAUCGCGAAAUGCGGGGGGCGAUGUGGGACGUGUAGCCCUGCGACUGGCAUCGGACUUCAAGUUUUAGUAAGCAGAGGCCACGGUAUCAGGUAGACCACCUAGGAUGUUAAUGGUUUUUUUUUUUCAAAUUGAGGAUGUAAAUAGUACCGGUCACUCGAAGACGACUUAAGACGAAUGACGUCACAGAUGUAUCGCAGUCACCAGAUAGCAGCGGGCUUGUCACGCUUUGCUUCUGUUAAAAAGAUUGCGCGAGAAUUAUAAUCUGUUCGAUGAGCAGAAAACGAUGGAUGAUUGAUAAAACGCACCUCUACGUUGGACCAAGGCUGUUAAGUAGACUUUAACAAUAUUGGCCCAAUGGUGGUGAUUAUGGCUGAGCCAAUGCUGUGAAUAUAAACGCUGAAUACUGUCAUUAGGACACGAGUGAGUCCUGAGUCAGCCGAGUCCAAUUUAUUACAAAAUUAACAAAAUAGUUAUUAUUUUUCAAAUUGUCAUGAUCACGAGAGAGCAAGCUUCAAGAUGUAGCGCCUUAGUCCCCUGCCCCUCCCCCUGACAUUAUUGCCGAGUCUCCCUUGAGCACUACAGAAAAAUUUAUUGAUUUAAUAUUAUUAAUAUAUUGAUGAUAUACCUAUCACGAUUAAAGCAUUGCUCCGUAUUGGAGCUAAUGGUCUCUAUAUGGACUUAAAGUAGUGUAAACUAUUUAUUUCUUUGCAAAAAAAAGUCAACUAAUAAAAAGAUGAAAUGGCGAAA
Messenger RNA from Nematostella vectensis (starlet sea anemone), 10154 nucleotides. RefSeq names its product A disintegrin and metalloproteinase with thrombospondin motifs 9. The record is from RefSeq and is a predicted model, not a curated record. The transcript has 59 exons. Gene Ontology annotation, molecular function: metalloendopeptidase activity; zinc ion binding. NCBI's taxonomy places the organism in Eukaryota, Metazoa, Cnidaria, Anthozoa, Actiniaria, Edwardsiidae. The coding region runs from base 1059 to 9500 and encodes 2813 amino acids. Gene Ontology annotation, biological process: extracellular matrix organization; proteolysis. Gene Ontology annotation, cellular component: extracellular matrix.